CGAUGGGUAUAAAAGGCUGGGAAGUGGCUCGACAGCUCUCAUCUCGCACUACGGCUCUCCUAAACAGGAACAUCUCAAGACAACAGCACAACACAGGAGAGAAAACAACAGCACAGCGUGGUUAGCGGACCAAGCAACCAGUCAACAUGAACGUCCCCGCCGCAUCAGUAUUCUUGGGAGUCCUCUCCAUCGCCUACGGCGGCUUCCUGCACGGUGGUGGCGGUGGCGCCGUCCUUCACGGUGGCGUUGGUAGCGUCCUUCACGGUGGCGUAGGGGGCGUGGCCGUCCACCAUGCCGCUCCCGCUGCCACCUUCGUCCAACACGCGGCCCCGGCCGUCGCCGUGAGCCGCCCCGCCGUCAGCUUCGCGGCCGCCCCAGCCGCCGCUGUCGUCCACCACGGUGCGGCGUACGCCGCCCCAGCCGCCACUUUCGCUAGACCAGCGGGUCUCGGCUUCGGCUUCGCCCAGCGCUUCGUCGCGUCGGCUCCGGCUGUGAGCUACGUCCAGCACGCCGCUCCCGCAGUCGCUGUCAGCCGCCCCGCCGUCAGUUUCGCGGCCGCUCCUGCCGCCGCAUACGUCCAGCACGCAGCUCCGGCCUUCGCUGUGAGCCGCCCGGCAGUCAGCUACGUCCAGCACGCCGCCCCAGCAGUAGCCGUCGCCCGCCCGGCCGUCAGCUAUGUCCAGCAUGCCGCCCCAGUUGCCAGCUACGGUGUAGGCUAUGGUGCAGGCUACGGUGUAGGCUAUGGUGCCGGUCUUGGCUUCGGUCGCACCUAUGCUGCGGCCCCAGCCGUCGCAGUAAGCCGUCCCGCUGUGAGCUUCGCUGCACCUGCCGUCGCCGCCGCUCCGGCUGCUGUCGCAGUUCACCAUGCUCCCGCCGUUUCCUACCGCACCGCUGCCGUAGCCGCUCCAGUCGCCACCUUCGGUGCCGGCCUUGGCUUCGGACACGCUUACGGUGCCGGCCUCGGCUACGGCUACGGCCAGAGCUUUGCUGCCCCAGCCUUUGCCCGCCAGGUUUCCUUCUCUGCUCCGGCCGUUGCUGCAGCACCUGCCGCAGUAGCAGUCCACCACGCAGCUCCAGCCGUCGCCGUCACCCGCCCCGCCGUCAGCUAUGCCGCUCCGGCUGCCGUCGCCGUCCACCACGCUCCGGCCGUCGCCUACCGCACAGCGGCCGUCGCUGCUCCAGUCGCCACCUUCGGUGCCGGCCUUGGCUUCGGACACGCUUACGGUGCCGGCCUCCGCUACGGCUACGGCCAGAGCCUUGCUGCCCCAGCCUUUGCCCGCCAGGUUUCCUUCUCUGCUCCGGCCGUUGCUGCAGCACCUGCCGCAGUAGCAGUCCACCACGCAGCUCCAGCCGUCGCCGUCACCCGCCCCGCCGUCAGCUAUGCCGCUCCGGCUGCCGUCGCCGUCCACCACGCUCCGGCCGUCGCCUACCGCACAGCGGCCGUCGCUGCUCCAGUCGCCACCUUCGGUGCCGGCCUUGGCUUCGGACACGCUUACGGUGCCGGCCUCCGCUACGGCUACGGCCAGAGCCUUGCUGCCCCAGCCUUUGCCCGCCAGGUUUCCUUCUCUGCUCCGGCCGUUGCUGCAGCACCUGCCGCAGUAGCAGUCCACCACGCAGCUCCAGCCGUCGCCGUCACCCGCCCCGCCGUCAGCUAUGCCGCUCCGGCUGCCGUCGCCGUCCACCACGCUCCGGCCGUCGCCUACCGCACAGCGGCCGUCGCUGCUCCAGUCGCCACCUUCGGUGCCGGCCUUGGCUUCGGACACGCUUACGGUGCCGGCCUCCGCUACGGCUACGGCCAGAGCCUUGCUGCCCCAGCCUUUGCCCGCCAGGUUUCCUUCUCUGCUCCGGCCGUUGCUGCAGCACCUGCCGCAGUAGCAGUCCACCACGCAGCUCCAGCCGUCGCCGUCACCCGCCCCGCCGUCAGCUAUGCCGCUCCGGCUGCCGUCGCCGUCCACCACGCUCCGGCCGUCGCCUACCGCACAGCGGCCGUCGCUGCUCCAGUCGCCACCUUCGGUGCCGGCCUUGGCUUCGGACACGCUUACGGUGCCGGCCUCGGCUACGGCUACGGCCAGAGCUUUGCUGCCCCAGCCUUUGCCCGCCAGGUUUCCUUCUCUGCUCCGGCCGUUGCUGCAGCACCUGCCGCAGUAGCAGUCCACCACGCAGCUCCAGCCGUCGCCGUCACCCGCCCCGCCGUCAGCUAUGCCGCUCCGGCUGCCGUCGCCGUCCACCACGCUCCGGCCGUCGCCUACCGCGCAGCUGCCGUCGCUGCUCCGGUCGCCACCUUCGGUGCCGGUCUUGGCUUCGGACACGCUUACGGUGCCGGCCUCGGCUACGGCUACGGCCAGAGCUUUGCUGCCCCAGCCUUUGCCCGCCAGGUUUCCUUCUCUGGUCCGGCCGUUGCUGCAGCACCUGCCGCAGUAGCAGUCCACCACGCAGCUCCAGCUGUCGCAGUCACCCGCCCCGCUGUCAGCUAUGCCGCUCCGGCUGCCGUCGCCGUCCACCAUGCUCCGGCCGUCGCCUACCGCGCAGCUGCCGUCGCUGCUCCGGUCGCCACCUUCGGUGCCGGUCUUGGCUUCGGACACGCUUACGGUGCCGGCCUCGGCUACGGCUACGGCCAGAGCUUUGCUGCCCCGGCCUUCUCCCGCCAGAUCUCAUACUCUGCUCCAGCCGUCGCUGCAGCCCCUGCCGCAGUAGCUGUCCACCACGCUGCUCCAGCAGUAGCAGUCCACCACGCUGCUCCAGCAGUCGCAGUCCACCAUGCUCCGGCCGUCGCCUACCGCGCAGCUGCCGUCGCCGCCCCGGUCGCCACCUUCGGUGCCGGUCUUGGCUUCGGCCACUCCUACGGAGUCGGUCUUGGCUACGGCCACGCCUUCGCUGCCCCGGCCUUCUCCCGCCAGGUCUCCUACUCUGCUCCAGUCGCCGCAGCCCCGGCUGCAGUAGCAGUCCACCAUGCUGCUCCAGCGGUCGCCGUCCACCACGCCGCUCCAGCCGCCGUAGCCUACCGCACUGCCGCCGUUGCUGCUCCUGUAGCCACCUACGGUGCUGGUCUUGGCUUCGGCCAUACCCUUGCCGCUGCUCCCGCUUUCGCGCACAACGUUCACUACAAGACCAUCAUCAACGGAGGUGCUGGCCUCGGCUAUGGUGCCGCUGCUCCCCACAUCAAGAUCCUCAGCCCCGUGAAGAAAUAAGCUGUGACGUCCUCAUGCUCAAGGGGAGCGUCACCACCCGGGCGGUCUGGGACAACGGUAGCCACCACUGGCGCUCUUCUCAGCAGCAGGCUUAUUUAUUGCUCUCAAUAGCCACUAUGCUGCCCUUGUCCGCCGCCCGGACCAGAUGCAGACAGGAUCUGCUGGGACGCGUUAUGCACGCCCUAGAGAAAGAAAAUAAAUCGUUCUUUCGCUGGAGAACAA
Molecule: messenger RNA, 3410 nt
Organism: Dermacentor albipictus
Lineage: Eukaryota; Metazoa; Arthropoda; Arachnida; Ixodida; Ixodidae
Product: ice-structuring glycoprotein-like
Source: RefSeq, a predicted model, not a curated record